Molecule: messenger RNA, 1261 nt
Organism: Manihot esculenta (cassava)
Lineage: Eukaryota; Viridiplantae; Streptophyta; Magnoliopsida; Malpighiales; Euphorbiaceae
Product: glucuronoxylan 4-O-methyltransferase 3
Exons: 1
Coding region: 152-1045 (297 amino acids)
Biological process (GO): xylan biosynthetic process
Molecular function (GO): glucuronoxylan 4-O-methyltransferase activity
Source: RefSeq, a predicted model, not a curated record
CAAAAAUUAAUAAUGUCAUUGUCUCCUCUCCUUCCACGUCCUCCCCACAUUUCUUUCUAAAAGGCAGAUCAAAGCUCACUCUUUGCGAAACUGAUCUCACAGCUGUUUGCUUUUCUCUCUCUCAAGAAAUUCAUCAAACACUUUCAGAGCUAUGAGGUCCAAAACUCAAUCUUCAAUUAACAUCAAGCUACUUCUCCUAUGUUUCUUCUUCUUCUCUCUUUUUCUCUUGAUCAUCUGGUCAAAUUUCACAUCGUCUCAUCCAAAUUCAUCACCUAUACCAGAAACCAACCUAGCCAAUUCUACAAGCUUCAACUCAGAUGAUCAAGAACCUUCCUCUUCCUGUCCAUCUCUUCCCUUAAACCCAACAUGCAACAAAAUCCCACCUUCCUUAGCCAAUUCUCUCGUUCACUAUGUAACAACAAACAUCACUCCACAACAAACUCUGAAAGAAAUUUCAGUUACCUUAAGAGUUCUGGAGAAGAAAUCGCCUUGUAACUUCCUCGUCUUUGGCCUUGGCCAUGACAGCUUGAUGUGGACAUCUCUCAACCACGGUGGCCGCACAGUUUUUCUCGAAGAAGACAAGUCCUGGAUAAAGCAGAUCAAGGAGAAAAUACCUAGUUUAGAAUCCUACCAUGUGAGCUACGACACCAAAGUUCAUCAAGCAGAUGGAUUGAUGGAGACUGGAAUGGGGGAAGAAUGCAAAAUUGUGAGUGAUCCAAGAUUCUCCAAGUGUCAACUUGCACUCAAAGGGUUCCCUAGCGAUGUGUAUGAUAUAGAAUGGGACUUGAUCAUGGUAGAUGCGCCAACUGGGUAUCACGACGAGGCUCCGGGGAGGAUGACGGCGAUUUACACGGCGGGGUUGAUGGCGAGAAACAGAGAGAAUGGAGAGACAGAUGUGUUUGUUCAUGAUGUGGAUAGAGUAGUGGAAGAUAAAUUUUCUAAAGCUUUUCUUUGUGAAGGGUACUUGACGGAGCAAGAAGGGAGGCUAAGGCACUUCACUAUUCCAAGCCAUAGGACUCGUUUGGGAAGACCAUUUUGUCCUUAAGAGCUUCUUCUGGGUUUGGGUUCUUUUCUCUCUCUUUCCCUUUUUUUUUUUUUUUUUUAAUUUUUAUUAUCAUAUAUUAUAUAAUUAAGAGGAUAACUGGUUUUUUUUGUUCUUUUGUUAUUAUUAUUAUUAUUUUUAAAUUUGUACUUAGCUGGGAUGCAGUGAGAUUCUGUUUCAAUUUAUCAAUUAUAUAGAAAUAUAAUAACUAUUUUUGAA